Molecule: messenger RNA, 2226 nt
Organism: Penicillium robsamsonii
Lineage: Eukaryota; Fungi; Ascomycota; Eurotiomycetes; Eurotiales; Aspergillaceae
Product: rRNA (cytosine-C5-)-methyltransferase NOP2
Exons: 1
Coding region: 1-2226 (741 amino acids)
Biological process (GO): maturation of LSU-rRNA; rRNA base methylation
Cellular component (GO): nucleolus
Molecular function (GO): RNA binding; rRNA (cytosine-C5-)-methyltransferase activity
Source: RefSeq, a predicted model, not a curated record
AUGGGUGUCGGUCGCCGUAUGAAGAAGCAGGGCCCUCCGGCCCCGCUCGAUGAGUCAAAAAUCACAAUGCUCAAGAAACGCAAGGCUGGCGCGGCUGAGGCACCUCCGAAGCCUGCACCAUCAAAGCGUCGCAGAUCUGAUGCCGAUGAGUCUGUCUCGAAGAAGGAAGUCCCCAAGAAGAAGAAGGUCAAUGGUGCUGCUCUCAAGGCCGAUUCCAAGGAAUCGAAGAAGCAGCCCGCAGUUACAAAGAAGGCUGUGCCGGUGCCUAUGUCUGAUGAUGAUGAAGAUAUGGAUGAUGAGUUCGGUGAUCUCGAUGGGAUCAGUGACGGCUCAAUGGAUAGCGACGAUCAGGUUGAAGGAUUGUCUGACCUAGAGGAUGAUAACUCGGUUGUCGACUCUGACGACGAGGGCCACACCCGUGGAGCCAUGUUCUCUGACGACGAGGAUUCCGAUGCCGAAGAGAGAUUGACCGCCGCCAACAUCGAGGGUCUGUCGCGGAAAUUGGAUGCUGAGCAACAAGAGGAGGAGGAGGCCGCUGAGCAGGAAAUGCAGGAAGCCGCCAUGCAGACCAAUAUCGCUGCACCCGAUGUGUUCACCGACCAAGCCCAGCAGGGUCUCGCCCCUGAUCUGCAGCUGCUUCGCCAGCGCAUCACAGAUACCAUUCGAAUCCUGGGUGAUCUGAAGACCCUCGGCCUGCCCGGUAAGUCGCGCACCGACUAUAUCGAUCUCCUGCUCGACGAUAUCUGCACAUACUACGGCUACACUCGAUUCCUGGCCGAGAAGCUCUUCAACCUGUUCACCCCCAGAGAGGCCUUUGCCUUCUUCGAAGCUAACGAGACUCCUCGCCCUGUCGUUAUCCGUACCAACACUCUGCGAACCAACCGCCGAUCUCUCGCCCAGGCCCUCAUCAACCGUGGUGUUGUCCUCGAGCCCGUUGGCAAAUGGUCCAAGGUUGGCCUGCAAGUCUUCGAGUCUCCGGUUCCCCUGGGUGCCACCCCCGAGUACCUGGCUGGUCACUACAUUCUCCAGGCUGCCUCUUCUUUCCUCCCCGUCAUGGCUCUCGCCCCCCAGCCUAAUGAGCGAGUCCUCGAUAUGGCCUCUGCCCCCGGUGGUAAGACGACAUACAUGUCCGCCCUGAUGCGCAACACUGGCUGUGUCGUCGCAAACGAUGCCAGUAAGCCCCGUGCCAAGGGUUUGAUUGGUAACAUUCACCGUCUCGGCUGCAAGAACACCAUUGUGACGAACAUGGAUGCCCGCACUGCUUUCCCCAAGGCCAUGGGUGGCUUCGAUCGUGUUUUGCUCGAUGCUCCCUGCACCGGUACUGGUGUCAUCUCGAAGGAUCCUAGUGUCAAGACCUCCAAGAACGAGCGUGAUUUCCUCGCCAUUCCCCACAUGCAGCGCCAGCUUCUUUUGGCUGCAAUUGAUUCUGUCGACCACACUUCCAAGACCGGUGGAUACGUUGUCUACUCUACUUGCAGUGUGACAGUUGAAGAGAACGAGGCUGUUGUGCAGUAUGUUCUUCGCAAGCGUCCCAAUGUUAAGAUCGUGGAUACCGGCCUUGGUGGCUUCGGUAGCCCUGGAUUCCUCAGCUAUAUGGGCAAGACUUUCGAUCCCAAGAUGGCGCUCACCCGCCGUUACUUCCCCCACCGCGAGAACGUUGACGGUUUCUACGUCUGCAAGCUCAAGAAGACUGCCGUAACCCCCGUGGCCAAGUCGGACGACACCGAAUCCCGUUCCAAGGGCCCCAAGAAGGCUCGCAGUGCUUCCUCGGCUGACUCCACGGACGACGAGUCCAUUGACAGGACCCCGAUUGUUGACGAGAACGGCCACGCCGCUGAUUUCGAAGGUGGUGCCUUCAGCUCCUUCGAGGAUCCUGAGGAUGCCGAGCGCAUUGCUCGCGCUGAGCGCAACCGUAUUCGUCGCAAGGGUCUUAACCCCAAGGGUGUUCUGAACAAGCCCAAGAAGAGCAAGGCUGAGGUGUCAGAGAAGACAAGCGAGACAGCAACACCGAGCCUGGAAGAAGAGACCAAGGCCGUUUCCUCAAAGAAGUCUACCACUGAGCCAAAGGGUGAGAAGAAGGCUGUGGUUAAGGAAGAUAAGAAGCCUGCCACUAAGGCUAAGGAAGAGAAGAAGCCGGUGACCACGGAAAAGGAAGAGAAGAAGACCGUGGCCAAGAGCAAGGUCGAGAAGAAGGAUAAGAAGUCGGCCAAGAAGGCCAGCAAAUGA